This is a messenger RNA of Peniophora sp. CBMAI 1063, 975 nucleotides long. The record is from the annotation of a GenBank genome assembly. Lineage: Eukaryota; Fungi; Basidiomycota; Agaricomycetes; Russulales; Peniophoraceae.
AUGACGCGCCCUCCAACCUCCGCGCGCGUUCUCAUACCCACCACUGCCCGUUCUUUGAAACGCAGCGCUCGCGCCCUACACCUUUGCGAACCUUCUCGCGCGCUUGACGCAUCGGCCAGCGCACCGUUGUCGACAGUCAACGCGUCUGAGAUUGCACACUUCUCACGUCUAUCUGCGCAAUGGUGGGACGAGCGCGGCGAGUUUGGAUUGUUGCACCGGAUGAACCCGCAUCGUGUGCGUUUCGUGCGGGAUAAGAUACUGGAAAUUGGACGCGAAGAGAAUGGGGAGGCUUGGGCUGAGGGACGCGGUGCCCGUGCGUUGGAAGGGAUGGACGUAUUGGAUGUAGGGUGUGGCGGAGGGAUACUCUCUGAGACUUUGGCACGAUUAGGCGCACGAACACUCGCGAUUGACGCGUCGGAGAAGAAUAUAGCUAUAGCAUCACUGCAUUCGGCUGCAGACCCGGCUUUGGCGUUGCCUGCGGAUCCUUCGCGCGGUUCUCUCACAUAUAGGCAUACUGCUGCAGAAACUUUGGUCAAGGAGCAGAAGCGCUUCGACGUCGUAUGCUUAAUGGAGGUGGUUGAGCAUGUCGAUAAUCCAGCCGACUUCUUACGCUCUUGUGCUGAACUCGUCAAGCCCGGAGGCCAUCUAUUUCUCUCAACAAUAUCUCGCACACCCCUUUCCUACUUCCUAACCAUCUUCGCAGCAGAGAAACUCCUACGUCUAGUCGAGCCCGGCACACACACCUGGUCCAAAUACGUCAACCCGUCUGAGCUCAUUGAGUUCUUCCAGACGGGCCUGGAUAAGCCUUGGAUCAACAGGACGUAUGAGUUCGGUAUGCCGACGAGGACAGAGGCGGAGGUGCGCGGGAUUGUGUAUGAGCCAUGGAAGGGCGAUUGGACUGUGCUCGGACGGAAUGCCAGUCCGUGGGGGACGGGGUGUAAUUACUUGUUCUGGGUACGGAAACCGAAGGCGUAA